AUGGCCCUAGUGGAUGGGGCAUUCCAUCUUCACAACGCACCUGCUCCUGGUUCGGCCGCAACAAAUGCUAUUCCUGGAGCCGGGCUCGGUGACCUUGUGUCCGACGCGUCAGGGGAAGAAACUCCGACGAGGAAUCCCAAUAAUGGCCGUGCCUCACCAGCAACAAGCCGCCUGCCUCCAAUGAUCAGAUCCUUGGCCUAUUCCUCUCAAUCAGCUGUAGCAGAGCUGGUAUCCCUUUUACCUGACUACCAAGCAGCAGCUCUGCUCGUAGAUACCUAUUUUGACCGAGUGCACUGGUUCAUGCUCAUUUUUCACCAAGAUGACUUCCGGCGACGAUGGCCGAAACUUUACAGACUACCAAUCUCGCGGACCUCGAAUUCUUCCCAAAAUUUAGGAUUCAUUAGCACGUUUCUAAUGGUCAUCGCUAUUGGUCUUCAGUACAUCGGGGAGCAUCGGCGGCAGCUCUUGGCCACGUAUGGCAUUGACCCAGAUAAACUCAAAGAACGAAUUUUCUCUGUCGUGAGAACACGGCUACUGGACAUAGUUUCUGUCGGCUCCCUAGAGGUCGUAGAGAUGUGUGUGUUGCUCGGAACCUACUACUUGUACCACGGUGCACCUCGACUGGCAUGGCCGGUAUGCGGCUGUGGGCUGCGCAUCGCUCAGGCCCUUGGCCUUCAUCGCAAAAGGUCCUCGAGCCCCCAACAGUCAUCAUCGAAGAGUACUGCUGCGCGAAAGCAAAAUGAAGCGAAAAAGCGAGGGUGGUGGGCCAUCUAUGAAAUUGAAACAUUUUGUUCGAUGGCAUACGGUUACCCUCUGAGUAUCAAAGACUCUGACUGCGAUGUUGAGCCGCUGGACCCGACAUUCAACUCGCCGGUUGGACAAUCACCAUCUUCCUUUGAAGAGCCACUCACGGGUGAGGCGACUCUGCUGUCAUAUAAAUAUUUUAUGUCGAAAUUAUCUGUUAUUACCAAGGAUGCAUUAUCUGAAUUGUAUAACGUCCGUCUUGAUUCCCCUGAAGGCUCACGGUUACAUCAUUCAACCUUGGACCCGCUCCACGUUAUCAACAAGGUACGCACAAUUGAUACGAAGCUACGACAUUGGCUUGCAGAGGUUCCCUCCAGACUACGCUGGGACAAUAUGGCUGCAGCAGAUGUUAGCUACUCGUCACCACAAGCAGUGGAUCGGGAUAUUGGUGCAUCGGGGCCUGUUUUCGAGAAUCAUAUUUAUCAGCUUCAGGCACUAACCCUCAAACUUGCUUACGAAAAUGCUAAGAUCCUGGUUCAUCGUCCGUUGCUAUCAUAUAAGGUCGUUUCCCAGUCAUCUAACUCCGAACCCAGGGACUACACAGAGUCAACUCCAAACACCAUGAGCCCUUUUCGGUCUUCACUGCAGACUUGCCGAGCUGCAGCUAUGAGCAUGGCCGAAAUUGCUUCGAAUCCAAUUGUUGAUCUCAUAUCGGAAACCUAUGCCGCGGCCUUCGUCAGUAUCCACACGUUCACGGCGGGUGUAACUCUAGGGAUCCUCAGCAGUAUCGACCCCCUGGGGCCACAAUCUCGCGAUACAAAGAUUGGGAUGCAUCGUCUCAUGGGUAUUCAGGAGAAGCUCAAGGAUCGCUCAGUCCUUGCUGCACAGGGUCUCGAGAUUCUUCAGCGCCUAGCGAGGCUCGUGAUGGAGAAGGAACUGAGUGUGAUGCUUGAUGUGUCCAAGCCUAUAGAGCUGUCGGAGCCCAGAGAGACCGAAGAUAACAAUUCAGCCAGUGGAUGGAUCGAGCAUCCUCAACCUAUAGAAAAAAUCGACUCUCCAUCAGAUUCUCCGGUUUCUGCAGCAGAUAUUCAGCCAUCUGGCGACACAGCGUGCCCCGUUCCUCUCCAACAAUCGGAGAUUCCAACAGCUGAUUCUACGUACCCGUUCAACAUGGCUAACGAGAACGCCCUGCAAUACAUGGAAGAUCCAGCUUUAUCCGAGGCCAUCUAUGAUUUUGAUCAAGCCCUGUCUAUGUACGCCCCUCGACUAUCAGUGGAUCCCGAAGAGUCAUAUAAUGCAUCUCUUAUCCGUCCCCCUACUGAUGAAGGCUUCCCAAUGUUGGAGCAAACAUGGAUCUGGGUAUCCGCUCAGAUUAUCUCGAAACAGGACAUCAUUGGGCUUAGUAUCUACAUGACUUAG
This is a messenger RNA of Aspergillus oryzae RIB40, 2163 nucleotides long. RefSeq names its product transcription factor domain-containing protein. Gene Ontology annotation, molecular function: zinc ion binding; DNA binding. Lineage: Eukaryota; Fungi; Ascomycota; Eurotiomycetes; Eurotiales; Aspergillaceae. Gene Ontology annotation, biological process: DNA-templated transcription. The transcript has 4 exons. The record is from RefSeq and is a predicted model, not a curated record. Bases 1 to 2163 code for a protein of 720 amino acids.